AUGCUGAAAAAAACUCCUAAAGGAUCUGAAAGUAAUGAACUGAAAGUAACACCUGGAACAGCAAAUUUAGUGCCUUUUGGGGAUGUGGUUGGCUGUCUGGCUAUUCAUCUAAAGAGCUGCAGACAUUUUGCACCUCAUAUCGAUUUGCAGCAUUGCAAUACUUUUUGCAUUCGAAUCUUUAUAAACAAUGUUGUGAAAUGUACAAAAAUGUCUAGGUUGAUAUCCGAAAAGACACGAUUUAGCAAUGAUAAAAAGAAAACUAUAAUUAAGUUUGAUGAAGUGAAGUAUUUUUCUGUACAGGUUCCCAGACGUCAAGAUGAUGUGCGAAAUAAUAUUUACUUGGAUCUAAUGCAAUGUGACAGUGAAAACAAUUAUAAUACCAUGUUAGGGUGUGUUCAUAUACACCUUUAUGAAAUAAUUCAGAAGGGGUGCUUUACUGAAGAAUUUCAAGUAUUGAAUAAAAACACAUUUAUCUGCAGGAUGGAGGUGGAAUUUACGUUCUCCUAUGGAAAUUUUGGCUUUGGAUUUUCACAUCAGUUAAAGCCUCUUCAGAAAGUUGUGGAGCCAUCCAUGUUUAUGAAUGUUGCACCACCUCCAGAAAGAACAGACCCUGUGACGAAUGUUAUUAUACCACAGUCCAUAGGAUAUCCAACAUUCUUAUCCCCAGACUUGAAUGUUACUGUCGGGAAGCCAACCUUAGUACCCCAAUCCAACCAGCCCUCUGUAGUGCAACUUGAAAAACUUCAGCAACGACCUCGGGAAAGGCUGGAAAAAAUGAAAAAAGAAUAUAGAGAUCUGCAUACAUGGAGAGAAAAAGCUAUGUAUUUAGAAGGAGUUCUUGCCUCCAGAUUGCAAGUUAAUGAACUUAAGAAAAGUAAUACCAACGAGACACUUGAAAGCCAGUUUGAAGAGACACCUGAAAAUGUCCCUUUUGUAAAUGAGAAAGCUGAAAUUAUUUCAAGUGAGUUACUGGAUAAUGAUAAGAAGGGCCUGACUCUACCAGCUUUGAACCAGGUGGAUCGAGAUAAUUCAAAUGCUGUUGCUCCUAAAAGUGAUGAAUCGAAAAAACAGAGAGAUACUCCAUUGCCCAUUAUUCCUAGCCUGACAAUAACAGAAGAGAACAAAAUACUACCUUUAGAAAAAGACGAAGUAGAACCUGCGACAGACAGAAAACUGAGUAAUGUACACUUUCAACCACAAGCACAAUUAAAAGAUAACCAUCCAAGUAUUUUAAGAACAGACUCAUCUGCAUCAGAGGUGGCUUUUCCACAAAAAGGAUAUGUGGCACCAUCUUUAAGGCCAGAAUAUGCAGAAUUCAAACCAAAGCACCAGAAUUUCAACACCAGGGACGGUUUUGAUCCUUUUCUAAGGAAUAUAAACAACAAAAUGCCAGUCAGAAAAAGGAAGGACCAAGAUAUGUUUGCAUGUAGAAACACUUUAAGUACAGAGGUUAUAGAACAUGAAGACCAAGAUCCUCCUUACACAGCACAUUCGGAGAUUCCAAGACCCACAGAUGAAACCUGGCCUCAUGGCAGUGAUGCUAAGGAAACUUUAACCUGUGGCCCUGAUAUCAUCACAGUAAACACUUCAAACGCUAAGGAUAAUUUGGCUCAUGAUCCUAGUAUCCCCACAAAAAAGAGUUUAGAUAUUAAGAGUAAGUUAAAGGAAAGACCACCAAAUAUAUCCUUACCAAACUUGGAAAGAAAACCAUCACUAACUGGAAAUGGGAACGUACAUACAUGUCCCUUCUCAAAAUCAUUAAGUCUUACUUCCCACAUAGAAAACUUAAAACAGUCAGUGGUGCUCAACUCAAUUUUACAUAAAAAUCUGCAAGACCUUUCAGAGAAAUUGCUUUCUAAACCAGAAGUCCCUACAGACACUGAAGCAAGAAAGAAAAGUCAUGGUUCUCUAAGUGUUCCUGAUAAACCACCUAGUAGUUUGGAAGACAAGAUAUCUGAAAAAAUCCAAGAUUUAAAUAGCCGGCUUUCAAAAGGAGACAUUUUGUAUUCAAAGUCUCUUGUAAAUGCAAUUAUUAAAGAUGUUCCUGCAGUUUCACUUUCAGAAGAGGGGCCAGGAAAUUCUCCAGAGGUAGAAAGGGAACUUGUCUCUGAAAAACACUUAGAGGCUGGUGAGAAAGGUUUCCCAAUGAAAAGAAAGAGUAGUUUCAAAAAGAAACAUUUAGAAUGUGACAUACCUAUUUCUAGACCAGGUUCCAGUGGCAUUGCACAGGAUUGUGCUAUAAAGCAAAUAUUCACUGCCGAAAACUUCUCCACAUUAGGAAUGGGAGUGGAAGAGUCAAGUGAGACACAGAUGGACUGGCAGAACCAGUUACCCACAGGUUGGGAAAAUUUAUCUUCAAAUAUUCUAGUUUACUAUAAAGAAAACGAUGAAGUAGAUUCGCCAGGGGCCGAAUCUGUCACAAGCCAGAAAAUGCAAGCAUUUCCUCUAGAUACUCUUUUAGCAUCUGGGGAAAUCAAAGUGAUAGAAUUAGAUAAAGAAUACCAGAACAGUUCUUUGCUGGAUACAGAGGCAGCCUUUGCUGAAGAAAAGCCAAAAGAUUCCAUAGAGGAUUAUUUAGAAAUCACAUGCAAAACAAAUUCUUUUUCAGAACAGAAUAUACCCAUCAUUCCCAAAGAAAGCACCUCUUUAAAUAGUGUCGAAUUUAUAGAUGAAGGCCAAAAUGUAUCUCCACAAUAUUCAAAAUAUCCAUCAGCAACAGAUAGCAAAACAGAUUUGCCAAGUAGUAGUCAGAGGCUUGACAGAGAAGAAAGUGGUCUAAAUUCUACUUUAGAAAGUUUAAGUAAUUUGUUAAUGGAUAAACUUAAUAAGUCAGAUGUAAUAAUGUUUAAAUCCUUUUUCAAAAGCAUAUUUAAUGUUUUUUUAAAAUAUAAUCAGUCUGAAAAGAGGAGACAACCAGAAAAAGAAUUAGAAAGACUAAUUCAACACCCUUUUCCAAAUAAUACAGGAGACCUUAAAGGAAUUAAAGAUAAUUUUGAUAAAGCAGACGAAUUAGAUAGAAAACCUAGUUUGAAUCCAAAGCUGCAUGUAUUUCUAGAAACACUCUCAGAGUCAGAAAUAAAAAACCUAAAAUCUGAAUUAAGUAAACACGUCCAGCAUUAUCUUGUAGAGAGACUUUCAGAAUCAGGACAUAUUACCACAGAGGACUUACCAAAAAUCUAUCAAAAUCUGUAUUUGAUGAAUGAGAGAGUAGAACCAAAAGGGCAAAAUGUUUUUCUGGAGAAAUAUUCAGAAACUGUAAAAGAAACUGUGUCUUUCAUAAAUAAUUUUAAUCAUUAUUUCAUAAAUAAGCACUUGGAAAUAAGGCUGAGAUCUUUUUUGAAUGAAAUUCUUCAAAACUAUUUCCUAAAAAACCUUUCAGAAAGCAGUUUAUUUAAAGAGACAGAAUCUGAACCUAUGCACUCAAACAUAUCUUCUCCAAGAACUAAAAGUGCUUCAGUAUCUUUUCAUGAGUUACAAGAUAUUUCAAAGGGGAGUUUUGGUAGAAGGCUUGAAAUAAAUGUGAAAUAUCCUUUAAAUAAAUCUCUGCAAAACGAUCUCAUAGCUUUAUCAGAAAAUGAACUAUUAAAUCUAAAAGGUGAUUUAAGCAAAUACCUCCAGAGGCUUUUUAUAGAAAAACUUUCAAAAUCAGGGCUAAUCACUGAAAGGCAAUUAGAAGGAAUAAGCAACCAUAUGAAUUUGAUUAAUUCUAGUUCCACAUCAUUAAAAUGUAUAAAGCAAUAUUUAUCUUUUAGAGAUGAAAAUCAGUUUGUGGAGGAGCAUUCAGGAAAGCAAAAUAAAUAUUCAGAAAUUGUUCAUAAUGCCACUUUACCAAAGGUUCCUGAGAAUAGAGUUGUAGACACAGAACUGACCAGAAAGGAAGAAAAGGAGUAUCUUCUCUUACAGAAUAUUAAAGAAAAUCCAUCAACAAUUAGAGAACACAAAAGAUGUUAUUCUAAAGAAGGAGCUAAAACACUGACUUUAGUAAAAGUACAAACUACUUCCAACAAAAAUAGCCAAGCAAUUCCGUUAAAGAAGUCAUCAGAACGACCUACAGACAUAGUGCCUAAGAAACAAAGGAAAGAACAUGGUGUUAUGCAGCUUCCUCAAGCAGAAAAUUUGGAUUUUAAAUCAGAAAUUCAAGACCCAGAUAGUGUGAGUGGUAAAUCAAAACUAACUCAAUCAAAUGCUUCCUCUGAAAGGACACUAAAAAUGAAGACCCUUGGAAAAAAUGGGCAUAACAACAUGUCUAAAUCGGUGGUACCGGAAACACCUGAAGCCAUGUUGUCACCAUAUCCUAGAAUUCCUUGCUGCAAAAAGCCAAAUGAAGAUGAAAAAUGCAUAAAUAAGUUCACUUUUCCUUCCAGGCAGAGUAACACUGUAACUCAUUUCAAUUCAGAGGCUGGGGAGAUCUCAAAAUUAGAAGUCCAGUUUUGUCAGAGACUGAAAGGAUAUAAUAACAAUAAUAAAAAACAACAUUUAGUAACAUUUGCACGUUACAGAAAAGAAAUGCAAGCUCUUUGUAUACAACCAAGUGAAGUUUGCAAUGAAAAGUAUGCCAAGGCCCUUGAAUCACAAUUGUUUAAAGUUAUGGAAACUAAGAAAAACGCAAAACCAUCCCUCUUCCCAGAAGUAAUAAAGAGAGGAAAUCUAAAGCCCAAGGUCCAGAAAGAAAGAGACCAUGUCAACAAACAAAAAAAGUCACUGAAAAUAGUUAAGAUCCUACCAACCACACCGCCCACCACAGGAACACUAAGGAAAUCUGUUCCAAGGAGAGUGCUUCAUUGGACUGCGAGAACUGCGAUACAUGAUUGUUUGGAUAGAUUUGAGGAUUCACCUAUGACCUCUUUUCAGCAUCUUGAAAAAUUGAAAUCAAGAGCAAGCCUUUUAGGAAAGAACCCAGAUGAUAGCCAUGAUCGGUUAAAACACUCUGCAAGGCCGUUUACUGCUCCAGAGGUUAACAAACGACGAGAAAACCACACUGGAAAAGUUACAAGUCCUCGAAUGGUUUCAGCAGGCUUAGUUCAUUUAAAUGAUACAAUCCCAGAUUAUGAUAUCCAUAAAAUGCAGCCAAAAAAAAUGUUCGCUCAUUCAUGAUAUUAUCCAACUGUUAAAAAAGAGUUCAGAAUGACAUGUGAGGCCAACAGUUGGAAUACCAUUUCUCCAAUUAACAAAAUGGUUUGGAGAUCUGUCCCUUUGUGUGAUAGAAGUCAGCAACCAAAUUUCACCUUGUUAGAACCAUUUUGUUUUAAUUAAAAUGAAAAGAAACACUUUUUGAUGUAAAUGUGUUUUUGUUUCCUUCAGGAACAAACCCAGAAAUACAUAUUCAG
This is a messenger RNA of Phyllostomus discolor (pale spear-nosed bat), 5327 nucleotides long. RefSeq names its product C2 calcium dependent domain containing 6 (gene CATSPERT). Bases 1 to 5094 code for a protein of 1697 amino acids. NCBI's taxonomy places the organism in Eukaryota, Metazoa, Chordata, Mammalia, Chiroptera, Phyllostomidae. The transcript has 15 exons. The record is from RefSeq and is a predicted model, not a curated record.